Oppiella nova is the source of this 1388-nucleotide messenger RNA. Lineage: Eukaryota; Metazoa; Arthropoda; Arachnida; Sarcoptiformes; Oppiidae. The record is from the annotation of a GenBank genome assembly.
AAAUUACUCUCACUCUCGUAACGUUUGGUGAACUUAAAUAAGUUAUAUAUUUUCGCAAACACGACAAAAAUGUUUGACAAACGAAAUAAAGUCUUACUGAGGAGUGAAUUAAUAUUUUUAAACUUUUUAAUUACUAUUUUCAUGAUAACAUGCGCUCCCGUAUCACGCGGGGAGUUGUGUUCAGUCAGUUUAGUGCCAAAUCAGUUGACAGCUAAAAGAUACGAGGAGUCCAUGAUUACCAUCCUAUGUGAGGCCACUCUGGACGCCAAGCAGACCUCCCAGUCCUCUCAAUUCACGAAUCCAGUGUUCGACCUGUCGUUUGGAGGGGCGCCCCGGACAGGGGUUUUCAUACUCCGGGGUAAUGUCUCGUGCGAUGAGUCUCGCCGCAGGUGUUGGAGUGAAUACAGAGUGGCCGCCAAUAGUGUCGGUCAUCUGAUCCAACACACCGGACAGAUAGCCUACUUGUGUCAGGUGGCGGAUCAGCUCAAGAAUGCCGACAAUAAGAGUCUGGCCCGAUGUGAGAGCAGAGGAUCCAUUACCUUCAGUAAUGGGGUCGGGGAACAGGAAUGUGGCCGUAAUAUGGAGUGCGGAUCACCGGAAACUGAAUCUGAAAUCCAAAGACAAUGCGUUUGUAAGACUGGAUUCGUAUCCAUACCCGAGACCAACAAAAACACCAUUUGUUUAGAAGAAGCGUCGUUGGGCUCAGUCUGUAAUUACACGAAACAGUGCUCAGCAGUGGAUCCCAACUCUGUUUGUGACGAUAAUUAUUAUCACAGAGUUUGCAAAUGUAGUCAAAACUUCGUUGAAUACAGUGACUAUGAAAGAAAAAAAUGCAAACUUAAGUCAAAACCGACAGUCAGUCCCAGUCAUGAGGAUGAGUCCACUGGAGUUGUGACCAUUGGUUCAAAAGUUGAUCCAAAAAGUGACAAAAGGAGUGAAGAUCUCAAACACGACACCGAAUUAAGCGGUAACUUCACGACUACUCCCAAUCAUAAUGAAAAGACUGGAAGUAUUGGAAUUAUAUUAUUCUUUGUGGCCAUUGUAUUGGCCAUUGCCAUCGUUGUCAUUAUCAUCAGAGUAAGGAAUAGAAGCGACAAAAUGGUGAUCAAUAAGAGGCGGACAACUGAACAGCAAACGGAUGACAACGACGGCGAACAAAGUGAGCCAAUACUCACCACCGAUGGUAAGGAAGGGGUGGAUGAGGUGGACGACACUCAGUCCAGGACUGAUGACAAUGCAACUGAUGAACAGAUCCACAAUAAGAUUAAUACCAAUAAUAAUAAUGAGUCGCAAAGAGUUCAGACAAAUGUGUGAACAAAUCCAUUGAUGACAGCAUUUACACCAGAAUUUUAUAAGACAUCCAAACGUUUAGCAAAUUAUAACAGAAU